CACUGUUGUUGGUAGUUAUGGUUACGGCAGGCCUUGGUUUUUGGAGCUUUGCUUCCGGAUACUAGUGUCACAGAGUAGCCGUGGUUGUUGUAACAGUAUGAGCUUUUUGAAUAUAUAUAGUAGCGAGCAUUUGAUAAAGUUUCAGUCAAGUGACAGAGUUUGAAUUUUCUUUCCAUGUCUUUGAAACUACAUUAAUAUGGCCUCAUAUACACACGAAGAGUUUGAACUCAGCCAGAAGCAUGAAGAUAUACUGGGGGAAAGAGCAUUACUGCUGCUGCAUUUGGAAGCGCAUUAUGAACAGCAGAAGGCCAAGACAAAACAGCAGUGUCUGAUGUCUCAAGCAGUGAAGGAAAGGAAUGCUCAGAUCCUUAAGGAUUUACAGAAUGCUGAAAAAAAUCUUCAAACUAAACAGCUGCUUCACCCAGAUAUUAUUAACCUUGAGACUCAUUAUUGGGCUUCAGUCGAAAGGAAACUACCAGAAUGGAAGCAGUAUUUGCCUGGGAAAGGGCAACUGCCGGUGAGUGAGCUGCUUAGACAACAGAAACUGAAAACUAGACAACAAGAUCCCUCCCCUGCACAAUGCAAGGGUAAACCACCUAGACCCAAACAUAGAUGAGCUGUCUGGUGUGUAACUUAACCAAAAUUGUUGUUUUUAUUUAUUUAUUUUUAUGUGUUAUAUAUUUUAUUUAAAUAAUACAUAUGCAAAUACAGAAUAAAUGUGUUCAUUCAGAUGUGUAUAUAAGUGAAAUAACAUUUGCUUACACAAGUGCAUCCACAUGGGGGCAAUACUGACUACAUUUUCUGUAACUACACCACUGUCUUUUCUUUUGUGUAUCGAAAAAUGAACGAAUCACUUGUAAAAAUCAGCUGUGAUUUACAAUGAAGUAAUAAAACUAUUAUUUUUGCAGUUAGAUAUCAAAUUAAAUGGUAAUAUUGAAGUUACUUUAAAAUUAGUUCAGAUUAGUUGUUUCCUUUACAAGUCAAAAGAAGGAUUAUCCAUAUAGUGUGUCAAAUAAUAAACAUAUUUUCAAGAAAAAAGAAUUUAUCAUUCUAUUUCAUUACCCACUAUUUCCCUCCAAAUUUACGUAACAGAAGCUGUAUCUGAGUUGUAUUAUGCACUGCUAAGCAUUACUAAUGUCUUUAAGAACAUUUUGUAAUGUCCAGCUUAAAUCAAAAAUCUUCACUCAAGAUGCACAAAUGCAAAUUUGUGUGCAAAAAUGUUGCUUUUAAAUGCACCCCUAAACCUUAUUGCCUCCUACCUGAACUCUCAACAACAAUGAGGUCAUGACUGCCAUCACACAAAGGCUCUCCGAGCACUUGGACUGUCCAUGUGAUAAUUGUUCUUGUAUUGCCUGUCUGUUGAAGGGUCAGCCACUUGAGUUGAGAGUUAAGUUGUCUAUAACUCUGAAAAUGACGCAUUUGAUUUGUUCUUUGAUUAGGUUUGUUGUUUAACUAGCAUUUUCUCAUAUUCAGACUGGUGGUUUUGGGAAUCCAGGCAUGAAACAAGCUCUAAAGUAGCUUGUAUUUAAGUGGGUAUAUAUAACAAACAUAUAUAUUUUUUCAUUGUCUUUGAGUGCAUAUACUGUUUAAUCCUGAUUAUUAUUUUUUUUUUUCUCAUACUCGUUCACUGUCUUGUCUGUCGUCCCUCCAUGGAGGGAGAGAUUGUAGACCAUGACCUAGCCUAAUUGGAUGAUCAAACCAGUUCAGGGUGACACGGAGUGGCGGCUUGACAAACGCGAUCAUCUGGAUGGUUAUGGUUGAAGUGGUGGUGGUUGGCAGCUGCCCUUCCUCCUCAGCUGGGACUCCUGCCCCUGAGGUCAGGGCACCAGUCGCGGCUUCCAAAUUGGCAGGGGGGUUGGUUGGCUGUGGAGGGGUGGAGAAUUCUGGGUGUGGGUGGAGGGCACGACAGCAAAUUAUCUAAAAGGGUUUUGAAGAGCACGAUCUGGAGCCCUUCCAAAUGACUAGUUCUGCAUUAUGUAUUCUAAUAGGGAAAGCCCUGAGGUGGUUUGGCUACGGAUACCACUGCCAACUGAGGCUGUCAGAGCACAGGCCAAGGCCAAAUGUUGUAGAUCAGCUCUGGGCUUCAGACACCUGGCCAUCAGAACACUAUUGUAAGAUGAUAGAACAAAGUUGUUUGUAACUGAAUAACUUGGGUCUGUAAAAAUGGCAUAGUUGCUGUUACAAGAAACCCUGAUUAUGUUGAGGAUUAUGGCACUUUGAUUGAAUAAUAGUAAAAUUACUAAAUAAAAAUCCAUAAUGGCAUGUUUGAGUAUUUUCAUUAAUCUUUGAUCAUUAAAUCUCUGGAAUGGUAUAAAUAUUAAAAAUUUCCCUUAGUGAAACAAGCUCGUCUUCCAUCAGAAACGUACCACCCAUUGCUCUCAAAGGAGCUUUUCGCAACUAAAGAUCUUUGUCAAUGUACUGCACUUAAACACGAAUAGCUUUUGCUUGGGAGCCUGUUGGGGAAUUCUCUCCAUUUUUGAAACUAUUAUUCCAGCACUAGUGCUGGUCAUGAGGGGACUCCUGUUGUGUUUUUGUUCUGGCUAACUUAUACGACAUUCUGUUUUGUAUUGACUUUGGGUUUCAAUAUUGUUAUUUUCUCCAUUUACCUCACUGGAUCCCAUUAAUCCAAGUAGUCAAAACAUCCACUCCAUCCCAACAUUUGUGGCAGUAGUUUGAAUGUGCAUUGCUUGUUUGUGUAAAUGUUUGUAGUCUUGUAUUUAUAUGUUUUACACUCUUAAAUAUAAAGGUUCUAAAGAUUUUCUCAGCAAUGCCCUUGGAGGUUUCUUAGUGUGAAGAACUUUUGGAACCUUUUUCCACUAAAAAGAACAAUGGAAAGUUUCCAUGGAUGUUCAAGCUUCUUCAUGGAACCAUAAAUGCCAAUAAAACUGUAUAUGGAUUGGACUAUAUUUUGUUCAGAAACCCACCACAGACUGGGCAUAAAUCACAGCCUAAGGGAUCAGUGAGUGACACAUCGCUUUAUAUCAAAUCCCCUGCAUUCUAACUUGGUGUAUUGAAGGGAGUACCAGCUUAACAGCAGGGUUUUUGGUCUGAGUUAAUUAAGACCCUUCCAUUGGGAAACGGAGUGGAGAUUGUCCUGCAAGGGCAGCCUGGGUCAAAAGAUUAGUACCGGACAUCCCAGAUUUACGGAUCCUGGCAAACAAUGAGACUGAUUACAGGUCACUUCUCUAUAAGCAAUACAGCAAUUUAAACAGAUAACUAUUGGAGAUCUGCUGAUAAGCCUUAGACUUCAUUUAGCAGUUUCCUUUGGCCCAUAUCCCUUAUUUCCCAACACAAUGCGUCACUUGCAUUCAUAUUUAUAUAAUGGGGUGCUGAGAUUGUUGAAUGUGGAACAGAUUGUUUUGAGGUCAGACCUUCGUCUCUUUUAAGACAUUGUGAGUAAAGAGUUGGACGAGGGGACAGAAGGUCCCCUUCAGCUGCAUGGCCUGAAGCCCUCAAGACUGCUUCUGAAUGGAGGUCAUACCCGAGACUGACAUUGAUGUAAUUCCGGCGAGGCAGAGUCCCUGCACUCCACUACCAUGCGGCUGCCUCGACACCUUAGAGCAAUAAAGAUCCUUCUCUGAGCGUGCCCUUGACGUGCAGGCCGAACGCAGCGAAGGGGGCACCGCUGCCUGCCACUCAAGGCCCAGCGUGGGUAAUGCCUGAUCCCGCUCAUUUAGGAAUGGGAAUGGGAAUUCUCAAAGCAUGUUUCAUUUCUCUUUUUGCAUGUGAAACGAUUUAAAACAUCCAUGUGUAAACAAGGAUGUCUGAAAUCAUUAAAAAAUGUAAAUAUGUAUGCCAAGUUCUUUGUUUUUAAGACAAGUGACAAGAAUUGUUGAAGGUUUUUUUUUUCAACAUUAAAAAAAUGUGUGGUGUCUAUCAGUUAAAAAAGUACAUUGGUUAUUUGUGAUAGUACACAAUAGUGAUCGUUUUUCCAUUUAGUUUUCUUGCUUUCUGGCUGUUACUUGCAUUUGACUUGAACUACCU
Molecule: messenger RNA, 3984 nt
Organism: Cyprinus carpio (common carp)
Lineage: Eukaryota; Metazoa; Chordata; Actinopteri; Cypriniformes; Cyprinidae
Exons: 4
Coding region: 197-616 (139 amino acids)
Source: RefSeq, a predicted model, not a curated record